Camelina sativa (false flax) is the source of this 2093-nucleotide messenger RNA. NCBI's taxonomy places the organism in Eukaryota, Viridiplantae, Streptophyta, Magnoliopsida, Brassicales, Brassicaceae. The record is from RefSeq and is a predicted model, not a curated record.
GCAAUUAAGCUCCAUUGCCCUUACGUGUGGCCGGGUACCGAAAAAGAUCGUCCAAGGAAACCACCGGGUCUUCGAAGAAGAACAGCCGAGACGAUGGGUAAAAUGAAUAUGAGUGUUCCCAACGCGUCUGCUCGUUAUCGCCGAGCGUCGGACUCGUCUUCCGUUCCCCGUCCAACUUCCCAGUUGGAUGGUCGACGUGAUCACUCGUCCUCCGGUGCUGGUUCGGCCGGGAAGGUCUCCUCUCGAUCACGUCAGUCGUCUGACGCACCUCCGAGACAUCAAUCCCAGUCCCUUCCUUUAGUUCGUCGCUCGGAGGGGUCUGGUCGUGAUACGGAGGGUGUAAAGGGUCCUCCGAAAAGAAAAGACGACGCUAGCCUGGAACGACCUGACCCGUCAAAAAAGCAAAGGACGUUGGAUUUUGGCUGGGAUUUCUCGCACACGUCCGAAGCUCGUCCUUUCCCGAACGACUCUUCAGCUUGCUCUGAACUUUUCUGGAGGAUCCAUUUUGGGCCUGGUCGUUUGCCUUCGGUUGAUCAGAUGAAGGAAGCGCAUGCAGUUGCUGAUGUGGCGCAAGCCUCCUUUGAGCUUGUCGCCCGAAUCAAUCGCUUAACCUCGCGCUACGAGCGCCGCGUUCGCGAUCAGGAGGACGACCGGUCAGGAGCGUCGUCCUACGCAGAGAAGAUUGAACGCCUCGAGGCCCAACUAGGGGAGGCUGUUCGGUCCAACCAAAGGCUUAGUGACGAAGCGUCAAAGUUUGAGAGUCAACGGCGCAAGUGGAUCUCGGAGCGGGACGACCUGAAGGCAAAGCUUGAGGCGUCGGAUGCGGCCUACAACAGGAUGCACCUUACUCUCAACUCGGAGACGAAGAGGCUCAGAGAUCGGCGGGAGGAUUUCGGCUACCACGAGAGAAUUAAAGCCUUUAACGAAAUGGCCGUGCGCGUUCAGAAAUUGCUGGCCAAACAUAAGAGGUACGCCGAGGCAUUCAAAGCGUCGAUGGAGAAAUUUCUCGAGUACAACCAAGCCGUCGGGAAUGUCCAAAUGCUCGAAACGCUCGUCGACGAGGGUCAAAUCGCUGUGCUUGAGGAGGGGUUGAAGGACAAAGUCGUCGCCGUGAUGACUCAACUGAAGGGUGAAGUUGAUGAUCUCGAUCUCCCGGAUAUCACCGAGGCUGACUUUGACGUGUCCAGGAUCUAUUCUGAGCCACUUCCUCCGGUUCCAGAGUGGAUCGCUUCCCCCCUUAGCGGCGAUGCUGAAGGCGGUGACGACGUUAGGGAAGAAGGCGAGUUUGGCAGCGGGGGUCCUGAAGGGAACGUAGGCGAACAGGCAAAGGGUGACGAUCGUCCUGCGGGUGGGAUCGAAGAGCAGACCGUCGAUCGUCCUACGGAAGAGCUCCCCCGUCCUUUGACUCCUGGUUGCGAGUCUCCGACUGCUGAUCCGGCGUCAUAAGUGCUCCAUGUUCGCACUUGCCGUGUUGAGGGGUCGGCUCCCUCGUACUAUCUUUCUUUUGCCGUGUUUUGGGGUCGGCUCCCUCGUACUUUAUGCGCCGUGUAUGGGGGUCGGCUCCCUUAAAACUUUAUUCGUACUUUUGGGGGCAUUAAAUGAGGGGUCAUUUAAUGCCUUAUUCUUCGAAACGUUAUUUAUUGGGCUCAUUAAAUGCUUCUGCCGUUUGGAAACUUGUGGCUGUUGGGACUUGUGCCCCCGUUCUAUAAAUAGUCUGUGUUUUCCUUCACUCCUGUCUUGGCGAGUUUGUUGUGCUUGUUGUUUUUUUUUUUGUAGGAAGAAGAAAGUUGCUCUGAUGCCGGUGACAACUAGGUCAGCGUGGUUACGCAGGGCGCGGGAACAGCUCGGCGUUAGGUCUGACGAGGUGAUUCAAUCGGAACUCGCCUAUUACAACGCUCGCAUUCAACGGCUAAGGGCUUACAUCAUUGCCACCCGUCGUUCGUUCGAGCGUUACUACGACUUCUGUCGUAUUGACGGGGUUGUGGAAUGUCUUGAACCGCUGAUCGACGAAGGGCUCUUCUUCCCAAAGUGGCGAUGGGAUCGGUUGGUGGAAGAGCGUACCCGGCGCGAAGAUCUAUGUGCGGAAGUGGUAG